GACUGUACCCUGACACGAUGCGACACGCCACACCAGCAGCAGUCGGCAUGUGCACAGUCUAGUAUGGCGGGAGGAGGGCAGACCCAGCGCCUCACACACCUGCCCAUGAGUACCCCUGCCAUGAGCCCGGCUACCUGCACUUCGACCCCGAGUAGUACUGGCAUGGCGGCCCAUCCUGCCUCCCAGAACACGCCAAGUCCUCCCGACGUCGAUCUAGAGAGCGUCGGCAGUCCCAACGCCACAGCUACCGCCACGGGGUCCGUCCAACCUAACAACAACAACACCGCCAACAACACAGCGUCCACAUCCCCCAGUAACAUCCCCAUGUAUCCAUGGAUGAGGAAAAUCCACCUGAACCACUCCGCUGGGACAGGAGACAACAAGCGCACGCGCACAGCGUACACGCGCUACCAGACCCUGGAGUUAGAGAAGGAAUUCCACUUCAACCGAUACCUGACGCGACGGCGACGCAUCGAGAUCGCGCAUGCGCUGUGCUUGACGGAGCGACAGAUCAAGAUCUGGUUCCAGAACCGCCGGAUGAAGUGGAAGAAAGAAAAUAAACUGAAGAGUCUGUCUCAGUGUCAGCAAACUCAGGGACUGAACCCAGAACACUGAGUACUGGAACACAAGGGGACUUGGUAACGAGAAGGAGCAAUAUGAUAUCAUACAUCCACACAAGGAGUUGUUUAUGUUUGUGGUCCGUCUUAUAUCAGUGUCGAGUCAUUUCCUGUAUUGUAUCUGUCCUAAUGUGACCAAACGUAAACACAAAGCGUGGAGACGCCGGUUCUGACUAUUUAAAGACUGUGUAGAUAUUGUAGUAUAUUGUGUUUUGUGUUCUGGCUGCAAAAAGAGACUAUAUACCUCGAGAUAUUUGUUUUGGCAGGGAAAAGACCCGUAUACUUGUACAGUGUUUGCGUCCGGCAGAAGAAGAAAAAAAGUCACAUACUGUUUGAAUGAAGAAAAAAAUGUGUAUAGAUGUUUAACGGAGAACGUGUUUAAUUAUCGUAGAUCGUAAAUAAUAAUUUCUCUCGAAGAACAAAAAAAUGACGAAGUAGGUGAUUCACACACGUAAAUGGGACGUAAAUAUUCGGUAGCUGUGCCAUUGGAGUCCGUAUAGAAGACGUAAAGUAGACGUAGUGUCUAAAAUUCUACACCUCUUGUAGGCUGGGGUCCGUUACAGGGUUAGCAUCGAUUCCGCUUGACAAUCUGUGUCGCUUUGUACCCGUAUUUGUAACGUCAAAAUUUAGCCGUGAGCGUGCGUUUAAAAAUGAGUGUGACGCCUUCCUUUUUUCUCUGUAUAUUUAUUAUGUUUUUGUACUUCGUAUCUUCGGUCCGAGGAAAAGACAGGAGUAAUGAUAAUAUAGCCGAGAAUAUUGAAAAUCAUUCGUGCCAAGCUAAAUGUGAUUCCUGAGAUAUCGAUGCACCUCAUCGUGGCUUGUAAAAUUGACGGCAAUAAAGAGUAUUAUUCUGUGAGCAAAAAACACA
Branchiostoma floridae (Florida lancelet) is the source of this 1485-nucleotide messenger RNA. RefSeq names its product homeobox protein Hox-A5-like. The record is from RefSeq and is a predicted model, not a curated record. Gene Ontology annotation, cellular component: nucleus. Lineage: Eukaryota; Metazoa; Chordata; Leptocardii; Amphioxiformes; Branchiostomatidae. Gene Ontology annotation, molecular function: DNA-binding transcription factor activity, RNA polymerase II-specific; RNA polymerase II cis-regulatory region sequence-specific DNA binding. Gene Ontology annotation, biological process: anterior/posterior pattern specification; regulation of transcription by RNA polymerase II.